Messenger RNA from Ooceraea biroi (clonal raider ant), 6746 nucleotides. RefSeq lists its product as uncharacterized. Lineage: Eukaryota; Metazoa; Arthropoda; Insecta; Hymenoptera; Formicidae. The record is from RefSeq and is a predicted model, not a curated record.
CUUCGAUGACGAGGGUCCGUAUCGUGGAAUUCUAGUUCACAACGAGAGAAUUGAACGGCCACCACCCUUCGAGAUUCCUGAAUUUCGUAGAGGUGAGCACGCGAAUUCGUCUCGUCGUAAUCGUGCAUAGUUUCAUAUUUUUAAUAUUUGUUUUUAAUUAUUGAAUGAACCGUAUGAAUUAUCAUACUUUUGCCUUGUAAUUAUAUAAUUUUUCAUUUUUUCGGUGAAUUCACGAAAUUAAUAAUUUUUUAAAGCCUGUUUGAUCCCAUCGUUGUCACAAAGUGAAUCUCGUAAAAGCAAUCUUAUAUCAGAUAUCAGUAAUUGUUAAAUAGUUUGAAUUUUAGGAACAAUCGAUAUUUCUUGCAAAACUUAAUUCAUAAUAUUAGGAAUUUAUAUAACUAUAUUGUAAAUAUUAUAUAUCCGGUCACACACAUUUAUGUGUUCAAAACUAGGCCACGUACUUCGAGUGCCAUAAGUGUUUACUUACGUUCAAGGAGAUGAUGAUAAGUAAUACUUAAAUUCGCCUUUCAAAGCAAAAUAAACCAAGUAUAUUUUAUUGAAUUGCUAUCACGCCGUAAUCAGUCAUAAUGUUAGAGAAAAAUCUUUCUCUAAAACGUUUUAAAAUUUAUUAUAACAGUAAUACGACUUUCUUGAAAACUGCCUUAUGCAGUUUUAUUUUUUUCUCAAAGUGGAUUACGUGCCAAUUGUUAUACAAUAUUUCACAUCAACGAAACAACAUUGAGUUUAUCGGAAACAUCGUUUCUUUUUCUCUCUUUUUUUUAUAGAACACUUAAUCGGUUCUGGAAGAUUUAUUUUUCACUCUACGCUAGAAUGCUUAGUUUUUCUCUCUCGCUUCUCGCAUACGCAACUAAAAGUGGGUAUAAGAAUCGUAAUAAUGCGCCUCCGCUGUUGCAUCAAUUUGCAUCAGCUCAGCAAUCGCACCAAGAUCCCGGCGACCUUAGACGAUGCGACGCGAAGAACAGUUAAUAGCUCUUACGUGGAAAAAACUUUGCCGGUUCUAUCUAACUUGCGCGACUCGCUCGGAGGCGAAACGUAAGCAUAACGUCGUUUGUGGGCGUCGUUGAGCGGUUUCAAACGGAAUGAGAUCAUUUAACAACGCUGUUUGUUGUGACGCCUACACCGAAAACAGUCGCCGGAGAUUUUUCUUAACCGUUAGUGCAUCUCUCCAGCAUCCAGGAAAAUAGGGAAUUGAACAAGACGAUAGAAAAUGGGAGUCAGUAAACAAGAUACAAAAAAAUGAGUACUGAAUUAGCUAGCAAAGACUUAAUCUGAAUGUAAGGCAUGUAUGGAUUUUAAUGGAGAAUACAUGUUACAAGUAAUAAUAUAAAUAAUAAUAUAUAUUUUUAAAUAAUACGAAACUUGCAUCGCAGAUGGAGACAAGCACAGUGACCUACAUUCUCGUUGCGCAUUUAGUGCUAAACGCGGCCAGCGGCUCUCCUCGCAUUGGCAUACAAAGUGACAAUAAAAUUCUUUACCUUUUAAACGCUAAAAAAGGCAGGAAUUCAAGUCACUGGGCGUGAUCGUGGAAAUAAAUGAAAAAUAAAAGAAACGGUUCGGCUGCUCCGAAAAUGAAAGGGACGAGACGUAUCGUUCUCACUCUCUCUCUCUCUCUCUCUCCUGUCAGAAGAGGAACGUGGGGACGGAAGGAAAAGGAACGGAUCCUCUCGUGAUGCUGCGCAUAUAUCUGUGACGGAUAGAGAUACGAGUCGCGCUCGAUGAUCGCGAGGCACCUCGCGAGACGCCUAAAAAAGGAAGCUUGCUUCUCCGUAGGCGAGAGAGCGAGGCUCGCGGGGGCGACCAUCGGCGUCUUCGACGUCCUCGUCAGCAUCGUCGCGCGAGUCGACGCCGCAGGUGUCCGCGCGUUAUACGCACCUGUAGAUCGAUCAUUUAAUUGCCUCCUAGAAUUAAGAGAGCGAAGAUCUUCCAACGAGGGAAACGCGGUCGCGAUCGCAACUUUUCUUGCAACGCGGAGCAGCAAGAUUUGAUCAGACAAGAUUUCGAAGAUUUGGUGAUAAAGAGUGCAAAAGUGCAAAUAGUUACCAGUGAUUUAUUUAUUUAAAUCGUUUAUUUCAAAUGUGUUAAAGUGUUACUGGCAGAUUGACGUUUUAUUGAAAGAGAAUGUAAAAUAGACGAUUCCGUCCGCGCACAUUUUAUUUUGUAAGCACUGAUCAAACAAGUUUUUUUGUGGUAUGAAGAUAUUAAAACUUGAUAAAUGGAAAGAUAAACAGGAUUUCAAGUAUAGGAUGUCAAGUACCAUGAAGAGGAGUUGCUUUCUGUGAUUUUAUAUCUGGGAGUGUUUCAACAUGUUGGAGAAAUAAACCCGUUCUCUUCUUCAAUUUAACAACGUGAUAUCAGAAAUCUUGCAAGAACUUAUCAAUUAAUCUCGUCAAGAUUUACGUAGGAAAGAGCUGGAAUUAUGCCACCUUUAAAAUGUAUGGCUCAUUACACGCGUGUUAUCUCGUAACGCGUAGCACGUAAUAACUGGGGCACAUACGAGGUGAUCUCGCAAGAGGAGAACACUGUCUCUAUCAUGGUAUCGCACUGUACUAUCGUUGUGCAAUUGCCGCAGCGAUCGAAGAAAGUACAAUUUGCAAUUUAGAUUCUCAACACUUCCAAUCGCGGCGCGUUGCAUCGCCGCGCAGGAAUAUCCAAAGUCUUGCAUUUGUAUGCGAGAGAACGCGAAGAGAAACAAUUAACGAAGCAUUUAGAAAAAGAUAGAGAAACAUCUUAUUAGAAUAUUUAGCUCAGUAUUUAGUUAAUAUAUAUCAGUUACAUAAAAUAUACACAAUUAUAAGUUCCACACAGUAUAUAUCUUGAUUGUAGGAAUUAAAAUAAUAGGAUUGAACAUAUCUAUUAUAUUAAAAUGCUAUAUUAAGUCUGAUCAAAACUCUUGUAGCGAAGCAAUGACGAACACGUGUUUCGCAUUCACACGAUCUCUCACGUGUCAAACGGCCGCGCGCGGGCGUGUUCAUGACGUAUACCCGUCGUAUUUGGCGAUCUCUCGGCGUGUGGUCGGCGAAAAUAUCGAUUAUCCGCGGAUUCGUGGCCUUUGUGAGAAUGAAUAACGAUUAGCACGGGAAGCAAUAGUUUAAAAACGCAACGAGGAGAAUAGCGGCGGAAGACCGAAAUUUGAGGGCCUUGGCCCAUCUUAAGCAAGAUAUAAUAACUGUUAUUUCCUGGCAUCACGAAUUUAAAUCGUGGACCGAUUUCCCGGGGCCUAUUAAUCACUGGACGGUGUAAAUGGACACAGAUGAGCCGCCGAUCUUGCUGCCGUGCGCGGUCUGCGGGCGGACUUUUAGUCCGGACUCGCUGGAGAGGCACAUAGAGAUAUGCUCCAAGAAUCGCUCCAAGAAACGCAGACCCUUCGAUUCGGCCAAACAGAGACUCCAGGGCACCGAGCUAGCCGAAUUUCUACCUAAGCAAGAAACUCGGCGACACCAAGACAUAAAAAACUUCGAUAGAAUCUCCUGGAAGAAGAAACACGAUGAUCUACUACGAACCAUCCGCGAAGCGCGCGGUGAAAUCAUUAACUCACCCAAACAAAGUGAUUCGCUGAUCUUGUCAGGUGCACCGACUCGCGCCAAUGAAAAGGGUACAUGUCCUACGUGUAAUCGGCACUUCGGCCUCAAAGCCUAUGACCGCCAUGUGGCCUGGUGCAAAGAUAGGAUCACCCGGGUCUCGGUAAACCCGGCGACUAAUCUGGCAAAGGAACGACUAGAAGCCCGCAUAAGAUACAGGGCACCGACUUUAAAGAACCGACGAGCUGCCACCCGAGAGAAGUACAGUCCAGGAUCGAUGGCCAAAACUUCGUUGUCGGCACCAGCGCUCGUUAAACCAAAAGAGAAUACUUCAAUGACCAAUUGUAAUCGGGGAAGUCCGAUUAAACAGAAACCAGCUGUCGUAAGACGUCCAGGACAACAGAAGGAAUCUUCACCUGGACCUAUGAAGUCACGCAUCAUUGAUCGUACAAACAGGAAAAUCGAAUUAACGACACGUCCCGCCUGGUGCAGUUAUGUACGCAGUAAGCCGGACUUUAAUCUCGUCCUUAAGGCUAGAACCGGCACAUACGAGAACUACGAUCCUUUUCUACUGGCCGAGCAGCAGCUGAAAGACCUGCUGUCGGACACGAGCGAUCAAUGCGUGACGGACUCGAGUCCCAAGUUUCAACAAACGCGCGAUACCCUCUAUCCUCUCUCUCAUUCAUCCGCCUUCGUGAAAUAUCCUACCUCCAACAGGAGAUCCCUGAUUGCGCCUCCAUCUCAGUUCGAUGAUCUCAUAUCUGAUUUCUCGAGCGAUUCUACCGAGACCAACUCGAUCACACGCGAGGUCUUCCUGAAACCUGACAUCCUAGCCGACCACAAAGACGUGAUAGAUUCAGCGAAACCUGCCAAGGAACUGGGCAGGCGAGUUAUUAUUGACAAAUCGAAGGCGUUGGGCGUCGAUGAGCGUCGUGGCAUUAAUAGCACAGAUAGGCCGUACAAGCUCCACGAUAAUGUUAUGUCCAAGCCCACGAAAUCACCAAUCGACCAGACCAACUCGACCCGGGCCUCAUCCGCGCCCAGGACCAUUUCAAGCUCCAAUAGGAAGACCUUGGGUGAUGUCAGGAAGGUUCACGGUUCCAGGAUCAUCGAGGGUCAGAGAUCAUCGGAUCAGAGGCUUAAUCAGAGGAAUAACUCGUCGUUGUCCGGCAGCAACCUCAGCCUCAGCUCUAUCGUUUCUUCCUCGGAGCCGGACGUCAAGCGAUCGAACUCUAUGUUUGAUGAGCUGAUGGCGUCCUUCGAGGAAGACGUAUUUCCUGAUCUGAGAUCCUACCGCAAUAACGAGUCCUUUGACUUGUCCAGCCCCGGCGGUGAUAGACAGCGAAACGGCAAUCUGAUCAGCGAUGAGGAACUGUCUUCACCGGACAGCUACAAGCCACAGGAUCACGGCAAGCUCAGCAACGACUCCGCUUAUAGCAGUUUAAAUCGCAAAUAUUCACACCAUGGACGCAGCACUACUGACAUGACUGGCCGUUUCGACGAGGAUGUGACAAGGAACGGGACUUCGCUGAUUCAAACAACAACCAAGUGCAAAAUGUCCAAGUUCUGCCAUGAGUGCGGUCAGCGAUUUCCGGAAACUGCCAAAUUCUGUUGUGAAUGCGGCAUCAAGAGACUCGCACUGUGAUAUAACUCUGGACAUCUUCACCGUUUUCGUAUCAAUUUGAUGUGUUGAGAUGUAUGGAUGUUAUCCAUAGAAUUCAAGAGAGUAUUCUCUAGAGAGAAAAGUAUUUUUGACCUCGAAAAACACUUCUUGCAAUCGAGAAUACUCCGUAAUUAUUACCUGAAGAGAAGAGUAUCCUAUCUUUUGAUUUUAAGACUCUCGGGAACGAGAAUGAAAUUUUUUGAAGACGAGAAUAUAUUCUCGAAGAUAUAUUCUCCGUGAAGGAAGAUAUUUAAGGUACGAGGAUACUUUUCCGCUCUGAAAAUGUUCUUUGAAAAUAAGUUGACGGAUUAACUGCCUUAUCGCAAUGGAAUGCCAUAAUUUAGGCGACUUUUAUAAAUCUCAGUGUUUCGAAUAUUUUUUAUGACUUUUGUGAGAAAAUAUUUUUAUCAUUGUAGAGCACAAUCUUUUUAAUCUUCUUUAGUUUGCUUUGCAGACACUGUCCAUUUGCUCGCUAUAUUCGAUUAGUCUAAUAAUAUAUUUGAUAAGCAUUUUUUUCCGACAGAAUCACCGAAUGACUCCAGAGCAGAGUCCGUCUUCUUAUUUACAAAUUCAUGAAUUUUUUAUAGCUUUUUAUACGAGUAAAUAAAAGCAUUUUGUCCUGUUAAAACUGAAGGAAUUAAAAAAGAUAGAUUGAAAUUAAAAUUUCGAUCAAUUCGUUUCUGUUUCGUCUAGUUUGUACAGACUCUUGUCUUACGUAUCGUGUAAGUUGAUCGUGUAGAAUAAGAUUAAGAGAUAACUAGUAAUUAGAUGAGCCGCCGGUGCAGCUUCAGCGUAAGCUCAAUUAACGCGCCACUAAUAAAGAGGAAGUAACCAACUGCGAAGUGCAGACUGCAAUGCGUAAGAAGUAAGCCAUUUUAAUAAACUUUUUGGGUUGCGCAUCGUCUGUGAAAAGAGAUAAUUAAUUAUAAUUAAACUAGAUGUAUAAACCAUCAUGAAACGCACAAUUGAUUUUUGUUGCAAAGAAUUGUUGCAACUAUGAAGCGAAUCUUUUUAUUAAUGAGAACAGCAAUCAUAUUUACUGCAUUAUUUAUUGCAUACGCGUUGAUAAUAUCAACGUACGUACUAGCGUACGUAGUACGCUAGUUGAUAUAGCUGAAGCUUAACAUUCUGGGAAAAAAUACAAGAAAAUAGUGACUCUCGACAAAAUUCCUGCUAAAGAAGAAAUAAAUUCCAAAUUUGAAAAAAUCUUUAUUCACGAUUUUUACGCAUUUCGCCAAACAUCCUACAUAUUUUUGGAGUUUUGUAAAGAAUGUUCUUGACGGCCAAUGUGGGAGAAGAAAUAAAAGUUCGAUAAUUAAGAAUUAUUUGUAACAAUUCUAAAAAAGAUGAUUCGUUAAGUGUCGUUGGCUCUCUGGUUCGUAGCGUAUACCAAAGAGUAACAUUACGAUAGCAUUUGACAAAAUUGACACGAAUAAAGUCUAACUAAAAGAAUACGUCUUGUCUUAAUUGUACGCAAAUAAGCAGAAAUCAUAUACGUUUCAAACUGUAUUUUUGCAAGUGCAAUAAACCGAUGCUUGUAUGAA